AUGGACGGUCUUGGCCUUAACAUACCUGUUGACAUAUACGUUUCCCUUAUCAAAGAAUGCACUGAAUCACGUGACCCUUUAAAAGCUGUUGAACUUUAUACCCAUAUUUGUAAAAGUGAUGUUAUUCCUAGCUUGCCGUUACUCAACCGUGUGUUGUUGAUGCUUGUGUCUUGUGGUUGUUUUCAACAUGCGCGUCAACUGUUUGAUAAAAUGCGCGUCAGAAAUUCUAAGUCUUGGGCUGCGAUAAUUGCAGGUUGUGUUGAAAAUAAUGAGUGUGAAGAAGCUUUGCGUUUGUUUUUGGCAAUGCAGAGUGAGACUGUGAACGUAUGUAAAUGUGGUGAUUUAAUUGAUGAUGGGAUUUUGGUCUGUGUCCUUAAGGCUUGUGUGGAAAUGAUGAAUUUAGAACUUGGGAAACAGAUUCACGGGUGGUUAAUUAAGGUGGGAAGUUGUGAAAGCUUGGCUUUGAGUAGUUUCUUGAUCAAGUUCUAUGGAGAGUUUGGUUAUCUAGAAAGCGCUGACAAUGUGUUCGAUCAUGUUCCACAUUGUAAUACAGUUGUUUGGACAGCUAGAAUUGGCAAUUUGUGUAGAGAGGAGCCGUUUGAAGGGGCCACAAGAAUUUUCAAGGAGAUGGUUCAUGCUAAUUCUAUCAAGGUAGGACUUGAUAUGGAUGGUUACGUGCAGUGUAGCUUGAUUGACAUAUAUGAAGAUGAUUUGCAUGAUCAAGGAAUUUUUCCGGAAUAUAAUGCAGCCGGUGAAGUGGCUAAUGUCUCUAAUUUCCCUGAUGAGUUGGUUGCAUUUCAAGGAUUAACAAGGAUGAUUUGCAAGAUCAAGGAAUUUGUCAUGGAAUGUAAUGCAGUCAACACCUAUGCAUUGGCAAUUAACUCCAGUUUCUUUUAUGAGUUAGUUGCAUUUCUAGGAUCAAUGAGGCUUAGCAAUGCAAGAAAUGCAACUCUGUUAUCAGUAUCCAAGCUCGGUAUUCAAAUUAGUUUUAUGAUUUUCGACACUGCAAAAUAUGCUGCUGUUAUGAUUUAUCAUGACAACGGAUCAAUGCACGAAGGUUGUUGCUGA
Messenger RNA from Nicotiana tabacum (common tobacco), 1068 nucleotides. The record is from RefSeq and is a predicted model, not a curated record. NCBI's taxonomy places the organism in Eukaryota, Viridiplantae, Streptophyta, Magnoliopsida, Solanales, Solanaceae.